AUGUUUCAAGGCAUCGCGCGUGCGCACGAUGAAGCCACCCAAGACCGGAUCGGUACAGCGAAAUUUAUUGCUCAAAUGAUCGUCAUCGGUGCUCAAGUAGUGGGACGUGCUUUCACUCAAGCCUUACGUCAAGAAUUUGCGAGCAGUCAGGCUGCCAGGAAAGCUGCCGACUCAACUGGCACCAAAGAGGCAGCUAGGAAUAGCCUGCUUGGAAUGUCCUUAUCUGAGGCAAAGAAAGUUUUAAAUAUCCAAAAGUUAGAUCCGGAGCUGAUACAGAAGAGUUUUGAUCAUUUGUUCAAAGUCAACGAUAAAACUGCAGGUGGAUCAUUUUACUUACAAUCGAAGGUGUAUCGUGCUAAAGAGAGAAUUGACGCAGAAAUUUCGAAAGAUGCUAAGAGUGAUAACGUCAAUUCAGAUGGCAAAACCUCAUCAGACGGCAAAGCCACAUCAGAUGGCAAAACCGAGUAA
Molecule: messenger RNA, 468 nt
Organism: Trichoplax adhaerens
Lineage: Eukaryota; Metazoa; Placozoa; Uniplacotomia; Trichoplacea; Trichoplacidae
Exons: 6
Coding region: 1-468 (155 amino acids)
Biological process (GO): protein import into mitochondrial matrix
Cellular component (GO): TIM23 mitochondrial import inner membrane translocase complex
Source: RefSeq, a predicted model, not a curated record